AUGUCGAAUUUUACAUCAACAAUGUCUUCACUCGAUACAAGUGUUUAUCGAUUUGUACCAUAUAGAUUUUUUAUCAAUGAAUCACAUUUUAAUACAUGUAAAUUGGAAAAAUUAACUAAUUUAUUUCCUGAAAUGAAACCACAUAUUGAAUUAGAAUUGUUCAAAAUUAAUAAUUUAUCACGUAUGGUAGAUCGUCUUUCGAAUGUUUAUAAUGUUUUAUCCGUUGUUGAUAAUCGUGAUGAUACUCUUCAUCUUUUUCUUGGUCCUUAUCAUCUUUCACUUGGACCAGCAAUAUUUGGAGCACUUCAUUUUAAAAAUGUUUCGACAGCAUUACUUGCUUCAUCACAUGCAAAAUUAAAAACUGAUAGUACUCAUCACAGUCAUAAACGUAGACGUGAUGCUGUACUUCGUCGUUUUCGUCGUACCGUACGAAAAGUCAUUUUUAUUAAAUCAAUUAUCAAUCAAGUUCGACUGGCAUCCAUUCUUACGCCAUAUAAUCAAUAUGAAUUAUAUAGACAAGGUAUAUAUGACCUGGUAUUAGCAGGACAUAUGCAUGAUACAAACGAAGCACUUUAUGAUGAAGAGUUUAUUGAACAAAUAAAUAAUAUCCAUUUAAUGGAUGCUUCAGAGAAAGAAAAUUCUUUACUUGCAUCUAAAUUUAUAAAAAUUAAUAGUUUACUCCAUUUACUUUCUCCACCCGUGUCUCAACAACAAACAGAUAACAACUCAACGAUAGGAAAUAUAACACAACCUCCACCAGACAAUGCAAUAGCUUAUACAACUGAUGAAAAUUCUUCAAAACCUUUCAUUAGUUCGACAACUCUCUGUUGUCCACAACAUACUAACAAUCAAAAUACUCUCAUGUUUCCUAUUAGUCGAACAACUACUUAUCAGCCUAAUCUGUUUUUGCCACGUGAAUCUCAUUCAAAAGUUAGUAGUAGACAAAAUUCACGGAAAGGUUCAGUGGCUUGUUUAAAACGAAGUGCGACAGUUAGUCUUUCUGAUUUAACGUCUGAUUCAAAGCUCUCAUCGGACCCUACUGUUCUCGAAUCCAACACAUCGAAAAGUAUUCCAUCUUCUCAAAAGACUACUACUGAUGAAGAAGAUGCAUUCGUUAACAAUAUUUCGUCUCUUUUAAUAAAUUACUUAUCAUCUCAACAAUCAACAUCAAUGCCAUUUGAUACCGAUGACAAUCACAAGACAUUGGUCGAUAAUAAAGUUUCUUCUACGCUUACAACUAUAUCAGUAACAUCAAACGAGUCUGACUUGUCUCAUCAAUUGUCAUCAACAGUGAAGACUAAUGACUUUGAUGAGCUAUUACAACGCAUCAAAAUAACUGUAGAUAAUUCUCUAUCUAAGAAAAGUCAAAAUAAUAAUCACAUGGUUCAAGUAAAUAAUCAUCAUCAAAAAUUAUCCUAUCAUUAUACGAAAACGACAAAACAACAUCGUCGUCAACGAUUAUUUGCAUCACGUACUGCUUCAUGUGAAGAACCAUCUACAGAUAAUUUCAAUAUUGAAACUUUGGAUUCAUCGAACAAUCAAUAUAAAUUAGAUCUAUUAUUAAAAUUACAAUCGUUUGGUAAAACUGAUUUGGGUAAGAUUAUUCUUUAUGAUAACAGUAUUUAUAAGUUCAUACUAACAUUUACAAAUUAUCAAGCUUGUUAUUGCAUGAUUUAA
Molecule: messenger RNA, 1677 nt
Organism: Rotaria sp. Silwood1
Lineage: Eukaryota; Metazoa; Rotifera; Eurotatoria; Philodinida; Philodinidae
Source: the annotation of a GenBank genome assembly